GCUAAACUGCUUGGACUUGCCUUGUUAGCGGUAGAAGCCCCGGUAUAUAAAGAGAAGACGGAGGGGCUCUCAGUCGCUGUGAAAGCCAUACACCCCUCAUCUGCGCACACACUCAUACACACACACACAUAUAUAUUUAGACCCACACGCCUCUACAUCUCCAGCACUGUCUCACUCCAUUCCUCUACUUUAGCCUGACCGGAUGAGUUACACGAUGGACACGAUAGGGAGUCCAUUCAGGAGAGUUAUGGAUACAAGAACAACCAGUUAUGGCUACGGCCGCCCCACCGGUACCCCCUCAAGCGGCUUUCGCUCCCAGUCUUGGUCUCGGACGAGCCCUAGCUCCACGGUGACCGCAUCCUACAAGAGGACCGUGAACGCACCGGCGCCCCGGGCAUACGGCUCAACUGUGCUGAGUUCCGCCGACAGCGUUGAUUACAGUCAAACCUCCAUCCUGAACGGUGACUACAAGCGAUCUAACGAAAAAGAGCAACUCCAGGGGCUCAAUGACCGAUUUGCUGUGUAUAUCGACAAGGUUCACUACCUGGAGCAGCAGAACAAGCAGAUUGAGUCUGAGAUUCAGGCGCUGCGUCAAAAGCAGGUGUCCCGCACCCAGCUGGACGACCUCUAUGACCAGGAGUUGAAAGAACUGCGCACCGUCCUGGAGCAGAUCCACCGCGACAAGGCGCAGAUCCAGCUCGAUACAGAACACAUCGAGGAGGACAUCCAGCGGCUCAGGGACCGCUUCGAGGAGGAGGCUCGCAUCCGUGAGGAGACAGAAGCCAUAAUCCGCGUACUGAAGAAGGACACCGGUGACUCUGAGUUGGUGAAGUCCGAGUUGGAGAAAAAAGUUCAGUCGCUGCAGGAUGAGAUCGCCUUCAUCCGAAACAACCACGAGGAAGAGGUGAGCGACCUCAUCGCCCAGAUCCAGGCGUCUCAGAUAACCAUGGAAAGAAAGGACCUCCAGAAGACCGACAUCACCGAGGCUCUGCGGGAAAUACGGAGCGAACUGGAAGGACACUCCAACCAGAACCUGCAGCAGGUGGAGAGCUGGUUCGUUUGCCGCUACUCCAAGCUCACCGAGGCUGCGGAGCAGAACAAGGACGCGAUCAAGUCCGCCCGGGAUGAGAUAGCCGACUACCGCCGCCAGCUGCAGGUGAAGACGGUGGAGCUGGAAUCCGUCCGCGGUAUGAAGGACUCUCUGGAGCGGCAGCUGAAUGACAUCGAGGACCGGCACAACAGCGACCUGUCCAGCCUUCAGGAGACAAUCCACCAGCUGGAUAAUGAACUGAAGAGCACCAAGUGGGAGAUGGCGCGCCAUCUCCGUGAGUACCAGGACCUGCUGAAUGUCAAGAUGGCCCUGGACAUCGAAAUUGCUGCAUACAGGAAACUCCUCGAGGGAGAGGAAACCCACUUUAGCACAUUUCCUUAUCGCCAGCCUGUUACCUCCAGCAAAAUCUCCAAACCUAAAUCAGACUCCUCAAAGCUGAGAGUGCAGCACAAGUUUGUGGAGGAGAUCAUAGAGGAGACGCGGGUGGAGGAUGACAAGGCAGAUAUUGAUGAGGCUCUGGCAGAGAUAGCACAGGAGCUAUCGGCCGCACCCGGAGGAGAGGAGGAGGAGGAGGAAGGGAAGGAUGAUGGGGGAGAGGAAGAGCAGGAUGCUGCAGAUGAAGCAGACGAAGAGGAAAUUGUAGCUGCCUCUGAAGCCAAAGUUAGUGCUAGUGCCCCUUCUAAGGAUGGAGAUGAGGAGGAAAAGGGAGAUGAUGAGGGAGAGGAAGGUGAGGGAGAGGAUGGUAAGGAAGAAGAAAAGGAGGAAGGGGAAGGAGAAGAGGAGGAAGAAAAGGGGGGUGAGGCAGAGGAAGGUGAUGAAGAGGGGGGAGAAGGAGGAGAGGAGGAGGAGGAGGUAGAGGAAACUGUACUGUGCUCAAAAGUUCCAGAGUCAAAAACCUCUCCUGACAAAGAGAAGGGUGAUGAAAAAGAGGGUAGUGCAGGAGAAGAAGAGGAGGCUGCUGCUGAAGAGGAAGGUGGUGAAAAUGAAGAAGACGAAGGACAAGACAAAGUAUCAAAAGGAGAAGAUGAAAAGGAAGAAAAAGUUGAUGCAGAGGACAGCAAAGAGGUAGAUGAAAAGGAUGCAAAGGAAGAGCAAGUAAACGUAUCAGAAAAAGCUGUGGCUAAGUCAGAAGAUUCAAAAACUGAAGCCAGCAAGGAAGAGGCCUCAAAAACAGAUGGAUCAAAAUCUCCUAAACCUGAAUCUCCAGUGGCAGGUUCCCCAAAAACUGAAUCUCCAAAACCCUCUUCACCAAAGUCUGAAUCCCCAAAACCAAGUUCCCCAAAGUCUGAAUCCCCCAAACCAAGUUCCCCAAAGUCUGAAUCCCCAAAACCCAGUUCCCCAAAGUCUGAAUCCCCAAAACCAGGUUCCCCAAAGUCUGAAUCCCCAAAACCCAGUUCUCCACAGUCUGAAACCCCGAAACAGAGUCCCCCUAAGUCUGAAUCCCCCAAACCAGCUUCUCCUAAGUCUGAAUCACCCAAACAAGAGUCUCCUAAGUCUGAAUCACCCAAACAAGAGUCUCCUAAAGCUGACUCCCCUAAGUCUGCUUCUCCAAAGCCUGAAUCGCCCAAAGAAGUUUCCCCUAAGAUUGAAUCCCAGAAGCCUAGCUCACCACAAUCUGAGUCCCCCAAGUCUGAUGCCACCAAAGCUGAAGCUCCGAAAGAGGACAAGUCUGAAAAAAAGAGUGAUUCAACAGAUGAUAAGAAGGUGGAAAAGAAAGACGUCGCAAUGAACGGCGAGGUAGAGAAGAGCAGCCCAGAUGAAAAAGAGAACAAAGAUACAGACGUGAUUGCUAAUGGCGUAGAUGAGAGCCCAGUUAAAGAAGACAGUAGCCAGAAAGUGGUGAUCACCAAGACCGUGGAGACAAUCACCACUGGAGAGGAUGGGUCCAAGCAUGUCACAAAAUCCAUCACUGUGACAGAAACAGUGAAGGAGUUGGAAGAGUUGCAGCAGGAGAAGCUGGUCUCUGGCAAAAAGACAGAGAAGCAGUCCGUCAAGCCAUUGACAGAGGCUGAAUGAGUGGACUAGGGUCAGCUUAGAGAAAAUGGGAGAAGAGGAGGGGGCAAAAUUGAGAGAGGCGCAAGGUAGAGGAGAGAACAUAAGCAAUCCACAAAGAACUAACGUAACAAUGAAAUCCAUACAGCUAGAGCGAUGUAAUAACAAAAUCACACUAAAAGCAAAUUAUAGAGAGAAGCCAAAAUAAAAUGCGACAAACUUCAAACCUGCAUGCUGAGUGAAAGCUUUAAGCAAGCUUUGCUACUGACGCGGUGAAGAGCAAAUGACUGAGGAACUUUAUCCUAUUUUAGGUUCUUUCUGCUUUUAUAAGGUGAGCUCAGAAGUAGGGGGGGAUGGUGUAUCUGCAUGCUAGCUCAGAGGAGUGGAGUACUGCCCUCUCUUAUCUGUAUGCUUGGUAGGGAAGCACUUUAAAGAAAAUGUAAUGUGAGAUUGUUGGGACAGAUUUUUUGAGUUUAAGUAGAAAGGGUUGGGGUUAGGCAGGGGGGGUCCUUGGCCCAGACAUGCACUCUUCUGAAGAAGCCUUACUUGACAUGUGAAGAUGCCAUCUGAGCCAGAAACAGUAAUAAUGAAUAUGAAACAUUAGGUGAAGAAACACAUAACUACACCAUUAUACAUCCAGUAUCUGAAGCAAUGACAGCUUAACAAAUCUAAAGAAACUCCUAGCCUUAAACAUGCUUUCUAUCACUGUCUGUUCUGUUUACCUGAGAGCAACUUAGACAAAUGUAACUGUAAAUGAUUUGUGCAUCCUUGUAUGCAUAGAAUGAACUUGAAUUUAAUUACAGAAAUAAAUGAGGUGCUACUGUUUGCAGUCCCAUAUCUUUACUCAUCUUGAAUUAUUUCCCAGCAGCCUUUGCUCAAUAAAUAUCAUAA
This is a messenger RNA of Cyprinodon variegatus (sheepshead minnow), 3934 nucleotides long. It is a transcript of the gene nefma, whose product is annotated as neurofilament, medium polypeptide. NCBI's taxonomy places the organism in Eukaryota, Metazoa, Chordata, Actinopteri, Cyprinodontiformes, Cyprinodontidae. Gene Ontology annotation, biological process: neurofilament bundle assembly. The record is from RefSeq and is a predicted model, not a curated record. The coding region runs from base 203 to 3067 and encodes 954 amino acids. The transcript is spliced from 3 exons. Gene Ontology annotation, cellular component: postsynaptic intermediate filament cytoskeleton; cytoplasm; intermediate filament. Gene Ontology annotation, molecular function: structural constituent of cytoskeleton.